Molecule: messenger RNA, 852 nt
Organism: Gaeumannomyces tritici R3-111a-1
Lineage: Eukaryota; Fungi; Ascomycota; Sordariomycetes; Magnaporthales; Magnaporthaceae
Exons: 3
Coding region: 1-852 (283 amino acids)
Source: RefSeq, a predicted model, not a curated record
AUGAGGAACGUCGCCUUGACGUCGGGCAUAAUUGGAUGCUGUGACGGCAAGAGCUGCAGCUUCGCCACCGAGUGUGUGCCCUACCGCCAAAUCGAAGCGGGCAACUGUGACGAAAAGUGUAUGGCCAACACCAACGCGCUGAUAUGGUACAGUACAGACAUGCUUGCCCGUGCCUCAUACCCGUACCUCAUACCCAGACGCACGCAAGCUUCCGGAAACUCUUCCUCAUCCGCCUCCCCAUACUGCAACAUAAUGUCGUACACCAACGGUGUCACCGACUACUUUUGCAGCGCCACCCAGGUCUUGCUACGCAUCCCGGCCCGGACCACCCGCAUCUCGGGCCCUGCCAGGAUCUACGCCACCCUCACCAACAGCCACGGCGUCGACUUCAACACGGUGGGGGCGCCGUUCAUGACGGCCACCACGAGCUCCACCAGCGCGGCACGCAGCUCCACGGCCGCGACCGAUGCCCCCGCCGCCGCCUCCACCACCGCAAACGGCAGUCAAGGCGAUGACGGCGCCGCCGCCCCGACCGUUGCCGUCGGGGCUCUGGUCGGCUGUGCCCUCGGGGGCGCCGCGGCCGUCGCGGCCGUCGUUGCGGGCCUGCUCUUCUGGCGUCGGCGCAAGGCGAAACGGGCAACAGCAGCAGCGGGGGCGGUUGGGAACAGCGACAGACACGACGCCGCCGAGUUGCCGGACCAACCCGCCGCGGCCGAGCUUUCAGACAAGGCCGCGGCCGGGAUGACGAUGACGCCCACCAUCCCGGUGAUCCACGAGGCGAGCGGGAGCGUCAUCGGCGCAGCUCGCGACCAGAACAACAACCACAGGGGCGAAAUCUACGAGCUGCCAUAG